UCCUGCCCAUCGAGCCCAUCGAUCUGUCGCCAAACACACGAGCGAUGCCUUCCCCUUCCUAGGGUUCGUCGCUCUCGCUCACCAUUGCCGCCAACCAGACGCCAUCGUCCCUGCAGUCGAGUCGCGGCCACCGGGCGUCGCCACGAGGUCUUCGGCCAUCACCUCCAGUCUCCGUCGCGAUUCCCGUCCUCGCCGGCUGCCCCAACCCCUGGUCGACGCCUCUCCUCGUGGUCCUCCGAAUCCUGAUCGAAGUUGCUGUCCACGAGCUAGAGGAUGGAGAAAGCAAUUUGGGAUGCAUAUCAUAUUAGGGUUUUUUGUGAGUUAUGUGCGAAAGAGGUUGGAGCUGGCAAUAGGCCAGGGCCGUUCUUGAGCGCCAAAGGAUAUAAGAACCUUGAGGAAAGUUUCUUCCAGCAAACUAAGAAAAAAUAUGUGAAGAAACAAUUCAAGAACAGAUGGGAUUCACUCAAGAAGGAGUACACUCAAUGGAAGGAGCUGAAAAUUGCUGCAUCGGGACUAGGUUGGGAUAAUAAGCUUGAAACUGUUGUCGCAGAUCCUGAUUGGUGGAGUGUUCACCUUCAGGUAUAUACACUUUUAGAUGGCUGAAAUUAACAAUGAAGAUGAUGAUGGUGUAAAACAGAAGUUGGAACUCCUACUCAAGUUAAGUUUUGAUGCUGCCAUGUUGGGUAUGAUGGCUAGUCGGUAUACUGAUACUUAUUUGAACAAGCAACCUAGAAGGAUUGCAGUGCAAACUGGUUAUGAAUGGGUGAUGGAGAAACUAUCUCGCCAAAAAUCUUGCUAUAAGAUGUUUAGAAUGUAUCCGGAUGUUUUCAUGAGCUUGCAUGAUCUCCUCGUGAGUAGAUACGGGUUGGAGUCAACGAGAGAGAUGAGCUCUAUUGAAUGUCUAGGCAUGUUCUUAUGGAUGCUUGGAGGGCCACAAUCAUUUACCCAAGCUGAAGAUCGCUUUGUUAGGUCGACCGAAACAAUUCAUAGGAAAUUCAAGCACGUAUUGCAAUGCGUGUAUGCUCUAGGAGGAGACAUCAUCAAACCUACCGAUCCUACAUUCGCACAGGUGCACCCAAAAAUUAGGGACAAACGUUUCUGGCCUCACUUCAAAGGUUGCAUUGGUGCAAUUGAUGGGUCACAUGUUCCUGUUGUAGUUCCCGCUAAAGAGACCGUGAACUAUACUGGACGACAUGGUUACACAAGUCAAAAUGUGCUAGCGAUAUGUGACUUUGACAUGAGAUUUACCUUUGUUGUUGCUGGUUGGGCGGGAUCAGUGCAUGACAAUAGAAUCUUUAACCAUAGCACAGAGAAGUAUGAGACUAUUUAUCCGGCGCCUCCCCAAGGUAUGUACUACCUUGUUGAUUCUGGAUAUCCGAACCGAGAUGGAUACCUAGCACCUUACAAAGGCCAAACCUAUCAUCUUCCAGAAUUUCGUCUUCGACGCAAACCGACCGGGAAAGAAGAGGUGUUCAAUCAUGCCCACUCUUCUCUUCGAAAUGUCAUUGAGCGUUGUUUUGGUGUCCUCAAGCAAAAAUGGCACAUCCUAAGGGACGUGCCACAAUACAAGAUCGCGAGUCAAACAAUGAUCAUAAGUGCUUGCAUGACGCUUCACAACUUCAUUCGUGACAGCAAGUUACGCGACAAAGAUUUUGACAAAUGUGAUGCAGAUAAAAAUUACAUCCCUGCAGCUGGACGAGCGACACCAUUACUUGGCGAUGAUGUUGCACUUGCAGUUGACGAGAACACCAUGAACACCACACGUGAAAGGAUCGCGAACUCUUUGAUGGCCGGACGCCAAACAUAGAUGUUGUUUAACAACAACUAUUGUGUGAUACAUUUUCUUUUGGUGAAUCUUUGUCUUCAUGAACUGCUUUCUUUAUUUUAUUGGAUCAUGUGUCGUGCCAAAGCACUAUUUUGAG
Messenger RNA from Lolium perenne, 1922 nucleotides. Its product is annotated as protein ANTAGONIST OF LIKE HETEROCHROMATIN PROTEIN 1. The record is from RefSeq and is a predicted model, not a curated record. Lineage: Eukaryota; Viridiplantae; Streptophyta; Magnoliopsida; Poales; Poaceae.